CUCUUACACACACACACACACACGUAGUGGAGAAGCUGCGCGAAAUAACGCCGCAGUCGCUGCGUCACAGAGGAGACACGUCUAACGGGACGGCCUGAGUCUGACUAGGCGAGACAAGACAGACCGGGUGACAGACAUAGGACAGCAGGACCACACUCAGUGGACGCGGACACCUCCUGCACAGAGAAGGCCUGAAACUAUUGAUUUCUGCACAGCAUUGACACAGAAGACCGAACACAGAAAUGGUGUUCAGAGGCACAGUAACAGAUGCUCCGGACUUUGAUCCCAGCGCCGAUGCAGAGGCCCUUUACAAUGCCAUGAAAGGCUUCGGCAGUGAUAAAGAGGCCAUACUGGACCUGAUCACCUCUAAAAGCAAUGCACAGAGGCAGGAAGUCAUUGCAGCGUACAAAAGCAGCUUUGGAAAGGACCUGAUUGAAGAUCUGAAGUAUGAGCUGACAGGCAAAUUUGAGCGUCUUAUCGUCAGUCUAAUGAGAACCCCUGCCUACCACGAUGCCAAAGAAAUCCAUGAUGCACUCAAAGGAGCUGGAACAAACGAGAGAUGCCUUAUUGAAGUCCUGGCAUCGAGAAACAACAAUCAGAUUCAUGAGAUGGUUGCAGCCUACAAGGAUGCCUAUGGCAGUGACAUAGAGGAGGAUGUAAUCGCAGACACUUCAGGUCACUUUAAGAAGAUGCUGGUUGUUUUACUUCAGGGGACCAGAGAUGAGUCAGGAGUGGUGGACGGAGACCUGGUGGAGCAGGAUGCACAAGAUCUGUAUGCAGCUGGAGAAGAGCAGUGGGGGACAGAUGAGGCCAAAUUCAUCAUGAUCCUGGGAAACCGCAGUGUGACCCACCUUCGCAUGGUUUUUGACGCAUAUGAGAAGCUUACUGAGCUGUCCAUAGAGGACAGCAUAAAGAAUGAGCUGUCCGGAGACUUUGAGACGUUGAUGUUGGCUGUUGUCCAGUGCAUAAGGAGUGUUCCCAUGUUCUUUGCCAAGCGCCUUUACAAGUCAAUGAAGGGUCUUGGUACAGCUGACAACACCCUGAUCAGGAUCAUGAUUUGUCGCUCUGAAAUAGACAUGUUGGACAUUCGGGAGUGUUUCCGUUUGAGAUACGAGAAGUCACUUUAUAACAUGAUCAAGGAUGACACUUCAGGGGAAUACAAGAGGACUCUACUUAACCUGUGUGGUGGAGAUGAUGACUUAGCUGGAGAGUUCUUCCCUGAAGCUGCUCAAAUAGCCUACAAGAUGUGGGAAUUAAGUUCCAUGACCAAAGUCCAGCUAAGGCCAACAGUCCGCCCUGCAUCCAAUUUCGACCCUGCUGCUGAUGCACAAGCACUGAGGAAAGCCAUGAAGGGAUUCGGAACAGAUGAAGAUGCAAUCAUUGACAUCGUUGCACAAAGAAGCAACGCUCAGAGACAAGAGAUCAGACAGACCUUCAAAUCUCUCCUGGGACGGGAUCUGAUGAAGGACCUGAAGUCUGAACUGUCAAAGAACUUAGAGAGGCUGAUUAUUGGGCUCAUGUUGACCCCUGCAGAGUUUGAUGCCAAAAUGAUGAGAAAGGCAAUGGAGGGUGCUGGGACAGAUGAACACUCUCUGAUCGAGAUCCUGGUCACCAGGAGCAACGAGGAAAUACAGGCCAUGAAUGAAGCUUAUCAGAAUGGCUAUAAGAAGUCUCUGGAGGAAGCCAUUCAGUCAGACACAUCAGGCCACUUCUGCCGCAUCCUUGUUUCUCUCGUGCAGGGUGCAAGAGAGGAAGGCCCUGCAGAUAUGGAAAGAGCUAAUGCAGAUGCUCAGGAACUUGCAGAUGCAUGCAAUGCAGACUCUGACGACAUGGAGAUGAAGUUCAUGAGUAUUCUGUGCACCAGAAGCUUCCCCCAUCUGAGGAAAGUAUUCCAGGAGUUUGUCAAAUGCUCCAACAAGGACAUUGAACAGAUCAUUAAGAAGGAGAUGUCAGGAGAUGUCAAAAACGCCUUUCAUGCAAUAGUUCGCAGUGUAAAGAACCAGCCCUCCUAUUUUGCAGACCGUUUGUACAAAGCCAUGAAGGGCCUCGGUACGGAUGACAGAGCGCUGAUCCGCAUCAUGGUGUCCCGUUGCGAGAUCGACCUUUUCAACAUUCGUAAAGAGUUCAAGGAUACGCAUGAUGCGUCCCUCCAUGAAUUCAUCCAGGUAGAAACUAUGAUUGGUGAUACCUCAGGAGACUACCGUAAAACCCUGCUGAUGCUCUGUGGAGGGGAAGAUUAAACUUGUCACGUCUCUGCAGCUCCCAUCACAGACUUCACUGAGAAAUCACGAGACAAGCCCGACCACAGAGUCAAAAUAACUGGUUAACGUCAGUAUCUGUUGUCACUGUCCGUAAACUGGUGCCACUCCUCAGCCAAAACAAGUGACCUAUGACCUCCCAGCCUUCCAAGCCAGUUUUCGAUCAUCCUGUCUGUCAGGAUGAUGUCUUUCUUUUUCUUUUUCUUUUUUUUACAGAGUAACUCUAAUGUUCACGUUAGUGUGGAAAGGUGCUUCACGUGUACUGCAGAUAGAAAAUUAGCAAGUGGAAUACUGCCUUCAGUUUGCAGCCCGUCCAAAUAUUACUGUGAUUUUAAAGGUGUCACAUAUACCUGAAUAAAAUCAUUAAAAACACAA
This is a messenger RNA of Larimichthys crocea (large yellow croaker), 2633 nucleotides long. It is a transcript of the gene anxa6, whose product is annotated as annexin A6. The transcript has 25 exons. Lineage: Eukaryota; Metazoa; Chordata; Actinopteri; Sciaenidae. Gene Ontology annotation, molecular function: calcium ion binding; phosphatidylserine binding; calcium-dependent phospholipid binding. The coding region runs from base 243 to 2240 and encodes 665 amino acids. The record is from RefSeq and is a predicted model, not a curated record. Gene Ontology annotation, cellular component: vesicle membrane; nucleus; cytoplasm. Gene Ontology annotation, biological process: apoptotic signaling pathway; calcium ion transport; mitochondrial calcium ion homeostasis.